GAUACAAGAUCAAGGAUCAUUUUUAAAAAUACAUCUAAAAAAAAUAAAAAAAUAAAAACUUUUUCAAAGGUGAUGUGCUUCCAAAGCAAGAGGCUGGAGUGAUGUAUAGAUGAUGAGCUUAUCUGCUGAAACGUUAUCUGCUUUGGGUUGAGAGCACAUGCUGAUGGGUUGAUGUGUGUUCCUUUCAGAGAGGACAGUCGAGUACUUCAUUUAUACGAACAGGACACGACUCUCGUAACAAUGUCAGAAGACUCUGAAGAAUCUCUGGGAUUUUCGCAAGGAUCUUUUAAAUAACCUGAUUUUGAUUAGCGAUCUGAGUGCUGAGAGGUGUCUCACAACGUGUGCCAUAACAAAACUACAGUGCUAUGCCAAGCUGAACCCUUGUAGAGUUAGCGGGAGGACUCUUGGACUCGAGUUAAAUGAGAGGAAGAUGAAUGCCAGUCACAUCUCUUGCAAUAACACUACUGAGCACCAAGUAACGUCAAUACAAGAAUAUCAGCAUCACAUCUAUGCCAUCUUCUACACUGUGAUUCUAGUUCCUGGACUGAUCGGCAAUGUUCUAGCGCUCUGGGUUUUUUACGCCUACAUAAAGGAGACAAAGAAGGCUGUGAUAUUCAUGAUCAACCUGGCCAUCGCCGAUCUGCUGCAGGUGCUAUCACUACCUCUGCGCAUUUACUACUAUUUGAACAACUCGUGGCCUUUCGGUGAUGCCGCCUGCAUGCUCUGUUUCUAUCUGAAAUACGUCAAUAUGUACGCCAGCAUCUACUUCCUGGCUUGCAUCAGUGUGAGACGCUGUCGCCUCAUUAUCCAGCCGCUGCGCUGUGGCGCCACAAAGAGACGGCAGGACCGCGGCUUGUGUUUAGUCGGGUGGUUCAUUGUGUGUUUGGGAUGCCUUCCGUUCCCUCUUCUACGAAAAAACCCUAUCCCCAAUACAGCAUUCUGCUUCUCUGAGCUACCCAUGAUGCAACUCAGCAAAGAACUAGGAGUGUCCCUGGUGACAUUUGCAGAGAUCACGGGCUUUCUUCUGCCGCUGGCUGUAGUCGUCACCUGCUCGUGGCUGACCGCGGCGAGUCUGCGUGAGAAGACCUGCGUGCUGCAGGACACUGGGGAAAAGCACAAGGCGCUCAAGAUGGUGUUGAGUUGUGCUGGUGUGUUCCUGGUGUGUUUCGUGCCCUAUCACAUCACUUUCCCUUUAGACUUUUUGGCCAAAUCAAACUGUAACGUCAGUUCUGUUUUUAGGAACGCAGUGCUCCACGCUCAUCCGAUUACCUUGUGUCUAGCGAGUCUGAACUGCUGUCUGGACCCAGUUAUGUACUACUUCACCACUGAUGAGUUCAAGCGGCGUCUGUCCAGGCCAGAAUUUCACGAAAGUUUGCCGUUACAGCACAGAACUUCUUUCUCCACAAAUUCAACAGGUCUAAACCAGACAGACAGAACUGACUGAGACAGCACAGGGAAAUUGUUUUAAGCCACAAAAUAAAGCUUUCUGUAUGUACAACUGAUAAACUCGAAACAUUUUUCUUAAGAAAUUCAUGAGAAAUCUUCAUUCUGCAUUGAAGGGGAAUGGGCAA
Sinocyclocheilus anshuiensis is the source of this 1571-nucleotide messenger RNA. RefSeq names its product G protein-coupled receptor 174 (gene gpr174). The record is from RefSeq and is a predicted model, not a curated record. Bases 431 to 1444 code for a protein of 337 amino acids. Gene Ontology annotation, cellular component: plasma membrane. NCBI's taxonomy places the organism in Eukaryota, Metazoa, Chordata, Actinopteri, Cypriniformes, Cyprinidae. Gene Ontology annotation, molecular function: G protein-coupled receptor activity. The transcript has 2 exons. Gene Ontology annotation, biological process: positive regulation of Rho protein signal transduction; phospholipase C-activating G protein-coupled receptor signaling pathway.